GCUCGCUCGCUCUCCCAAAGACACCGCGUUUCUCACUUAAGACUGGCGCUCCGGGAUCUGGGCUUUGCUUUCGUUUGCCACUCGAUUGUCCUCGAUCCCUCGUCAUCCUUUGCUUCUUCUUCUUCUUCUUCUUCUUCUUCUUCUUCGGCCAUGGGCCGGUUCGUCGAGGCGGAUCCCCCCGCGGAGGCUGACGGCUACUCCUUCGCCACCGAAUACGAUGGCCCUCCGCUCACCUACGACAUCCCUCGGGCCUGCCCCAUCGACGUCGACCGCAUCCCCCUCGCCGCCUUGGCCCCGCCCUCCGCUGCCCGCCCCAGCCCCCCCCUGGUCCUUCCCUUCCCAUCCCCUAAGAGGCCGCCGCAGGUUCCCGUCGCCUCCCCGACCUCCGUCAUCGAGAACCACGCCGACGUCUCCGGGGCGCUUGGCUCGUCCGGCUUCCUCGACCCCUCCACGGAGCCCUCGGAGGUCGCCGACGGGUCCGGCGCGCUUUGGUUCUCUGGCGAUCUCAAGGGUGUCGCGGCUUCGUCCAGCGAGAUCAUCCCGAACCGGCCAUCGUUGGAGUCGGCCCUCAGCUCGGGGUUCAGCUACCGGUCGCCCGCCUCCUGGAACGAGGACGGCGAAGAUGCUAUCGCUAUGCAGGCGGAGGAAGAGUCACUUGGGACCUUCCAAGAGUCUGGCCUGUCCAGUUAUUCUAUGUCGCCGGCCAUCGGAGUCACUCCCCAAACGAGAUCAGAGGAAUUGGAAACGAAGAUAAAAAAGGGAGCUUGCUACAUGUGCUUGAAAGGAAGCCGUUUCGCGGUGAAAGAGACUUGCUUGGUCUGCGAUGCGAGGUAUUGCAGUAGUUGCGUGUUGACGGCUAUGGGCUCCAUGCCGGAAGGGAGGAAGUGCGUUUCUUGCAUUGGUUCUCCGAUACUGGAGUCGAAUAGGAAGAGACUGGGGAAGAGCUCCUGGAUGUUGAAGAGGUUGCUGAGCUCCCUGGAAGUUGAGCAAGUGGUCAAGGCUGAAAAGAACAGCGAAACAAACCAGUUGAGACCGGAACACAUCUGUGUGAAUGGAAAGAAGCUUAGCCUGGAGGAGAUGGUCCUGUUGCAGAGCUGUCCUUGUCCUCCUGCGCUGAAGCCUGGAUUAUAUUGGUACGACAAAGUCUCUGGUUACUGGGGAAAGGAAGGGCACAGGCCUGACAGGAUCAUUACUCCAAAUCUGAAUAUUGGGGGAACCCUGAUGCAAAAUGCGAGCAAUGGAAACACUGGAAUCCUGAUAAAUGGUCGGGAAAUUACAAAAGUUGAGCUUCAGAUGCUAAAGUGGGUGGGAGUCAAUUGUGCUGGGAAUCCCCAUUUUUGGCUAAAUGCUGAUGGGACAUACCUGGAGGAAGGGCAGAAGAAUAUAAAAGGGAAGAUUUGGGGAAAGCCUGUUAUGAAGCUACUCUGCCCUGUUCUUUCAUUGCCAUUUCCUGAUAAGGUUGCAAAUCCUUCUGGCGAAGAGGUAAAUGACUUGGUCAGAAGAUCUGUUUCUGAGUACCUUGAUAAAAAAACACUCCGGAAGCUUCUGUUGGUUGGGAACCAUGGAUCAGGGACAAGUACCAUUUUCAAACAGGCCAAGUUCUUGUAUAGGAGUGUACCUUUCCCAGAGGUUGAACGCCAAGAUACUAAGCUUAUGAUACAAACCAGCAUAUACAACUAUAUUGGCAUACUGCUUGAGGGUCGUGAAUUGUUCGAAGAAGAGAGUUUGGCUGAAAGAAAGGGAAACCAGCAACUACGUUUUUCAGGAGAUGCUGAAUUAGACAAAGAGAAGAUUGUGACAGAGUACUCCAUCAGUCCACGGCUGAAAGCAUUUUCUGAUUGGCUUCUUAAACUUAUGGCUUCUGGCAAACUUGAAGAUAUUUUCCCAGCUGCUACUCGGGAAUAUGCCCCACUAGUAGAGGAGCUGUGGAAUGAUUCUGCUAUUCAAGCUACAUACAAGCGCAGCAGUGAACUUCAACCAAUCCCUAGUAUUGCCAGUUACUUCUUAGAACGGGUUGUUGAUAUAUCCAGAGUUGAGUACGAGCCAUCUGAUAUGGAUAUACUUUAUGCCGAUGGAAUAACUUCCUCCAAUGGACUAGCAUGCGUGGACUUCCAUUUUCCAGAGUUGCCUUGUGCUGGAAUGAGUAUUAAUGACCAUGAUCAUCAGGAAACAUUGUCAAGGUACCAGCUCAUCAGAGUUCAUAACAAAGGCCUUGGAGAGAACUGCAAAUGGCUCCACUUGUUUGAAGAUGUCCGGAUAGUCAUUUUCUGCGUCUCUCUGACUGACUAUGACGAGUACUAUGAAGAUUUGAAUGGGGUGGUCAUGAACAAGAUGAUGGAGAACAAAAGGCUCUUUGAGAUCAUUGCCAGGGCUUUCAAACAGAUAAAUUUUCUUUUGAUACUCAGUAAGUUCGAUUUGCUUGAACAGAAGAUAGCCACAGCUCCUCUAACCUUGUGCAAAUGGUUCGACGACUUUGAUCCUGUAGCAAGCCACCAUCGACGUAAUAAUAGCAGGAACAACCGUGGUACCAACAUCGAGUCCACCAAGUCUGAGCAAGCAUUUCAGUACGUUGCUGUGAAAUUCAAGAGGUUAUUCCUGUCUAUUACCGGUAGAAAACUCUUUGUUACAUGGGCAAAUGGGUUGGAUUCAGAUUCCGUCGAUACAGCAAUUCGAUAUGCAAGUGAGAUAAUCAAGUGGGAUGAAGAAUGGUCAAUGUGUGACUCGAUCGAGUCGAUGUAUAACACAGAACCAAGCCUCUUUUCUCACUGACAUUUUCAGUGAACACAGAUGUAAAUAUAUAGCCUUUCCCUAUCAUUUUGCCUCCGUCUAUAAUGUCAUCCAUUGUAUGUAUCCAUUGUUUGUAAUAGUUCAUUGUAGGAGGGACAAUUACACUUUUCAAGAAUUUUGACGAUGACUUGUACAUCAGUCGAUUGUGCAUUGCAGAAACAGACUAAAUAACCUUCUUGGA
Molecule: messenger RNA, 2968 nt
Organism: Musa acuminata subsp. malaccensis (wild Malaysian banana)
Lineage: Eukaryota; Viridiplantae; Streptophyta; Magnoliopsida; Zingiberales; Musaceae
Product: extra-large guanine nucleotide-binding protein 1
Biological process (GO): G protein-coupled receptor signaling pathway
Molecular function (GO): GTPase activity; G-protein beta/gamma-subunit complex binding; guanyl nucleotide binding
Source: RefSeq, a predicted model, not a curated record